Molecule: messenger RNA, 1293 nt
Organism: Entrophospora sp. SA101
Lineage: Eukaryota; Fungi; Glomeromycota; Glomeromycetes; Entrophosporales; Entrophosporaceae
Source: the annotation of a GenBank genome assembly
AUGAUAAAUUCAACUUGGGAACAAAUACGUCGAGAAGUUAGAAAUUAUCGUAGUUCAAUACAACCUUCAAAUGUUGUCAACAUUAAAGACUUUUGUUUUGAUGAGGAAAGUAAUCGCGCAUAUUUCUUGGCUACAGAUUCUUCAUGGAUGAAAACAUCAACAUUAUUUGUGGUUGAUUUGCCAUCUUUGAAAGAACACGAGUUUCAUAAUCAAUUUUCUUUUAGCUUUUCAAACAAUGAAUUUCAGGUUAAAGACUUUCCUUUUACCUUUCCACAAUCUAUUUCAUGCGAUAAAUCAAUAACAACUACAAUACCAACAAAUUCUGACCACAUAUAUAUUUCAAAUUUGAAAUCAAAUAAAAAACAGGCAUUAAAAAAUUCAUCAACAACAAUUUUAUCAAAUAAGUUACCAGUUGUUCAUUGGAGACCUUUAUUGUCAGAAUUAUGGUUAAAAGAAAAAUCCUUUUCUGAAACAUUAUCGAGAGAAGAAUUGUUUGUGAAGGAACGAAGGAGGCUAGCCUUACAAGGAAUUGCUAGCUAUCAAUUCGAUCCAAUCGGUUGUCAAAUUCUUUUCAGUUAUGGCAGUGGAAUAUAUUUAGGACAUAUUGGCGAGAAUGGUGAAUUUAAUCCCAUACCAAUAACGCCUCGUUCUAGCUCUAUAAUAUUUUCUGGAAAUUCAAUGAACUUUUCCCAAAUUAGUCACUCACCACAUCACAACAAUUUAUCACCAAUCACUUCUCCUUCAACAACCUCUUCUUCCUCCUCUUCACCGCCACCACCUCUCCCUUCUUUCUGUACCUCCCCCAACAAUAAUAAUAAUAACUUAUUACCGCCACGAUUAGACCCAAAACUGGGUGGUCAAAAUCAAAAUCUCGUUGCAUUCAUUAGAGAUCGUGAUAUAUGGGUUAGUACAAUGAAUGGCUGCGAAACACAAUUAACAUUUUGUAAUGAUCAUGAUCCAGAUGGUAAUUCUGCACUAAGUUGUGGAGUUGCAGAAUUUGUGAUGCAAGAAGAAUUCCAUCGUUUUACGGGUUAUUAUUGGGCACCCACUUCAACUAAUAAAUAUAUGAAAGAUACUUUAGAACGUAUACUUUACUUACAGAUAUCAGAGUCUAUGGUAGAUUUAGUUUUAAUAUCAAGGCCUGGAUCACCAAGCGAAGUAGAAGAAUACCGAUAUCCAAGAGCUGGUAGACUUAAUGCAGUGAGCGAUUUACAGAUUGUAGAAUUUUCACCGCGUUAUUACGAAGACGAGGAUCCCGCACAUGGUCCUGUUCAUAAAACACAUUUUUUUUGA